Molecule: messenger RNA, 2019 nt
Organism: Bombus terrestris (buff-tailed bumblebee)
Lineage: Eukaryota; Metazoa; Arthropoda; Insecta; Hymenoptera; Apidae
Gene: pll
Product: serine/threonine-protein kinase pelle
Exons: 5
Coding region: 219-1760 (513 amino acids)
Biological process (GO): protein phosphorylation
Cellular component (GO): plasma membrane
Molecular function (GO): protein kinase activity; ATP binding
Source: RefSeq, a predicted model, not a curated record
AAAACAUGGGCGCAAGUACUCUUAUUUCCUUUUUCGUCAUAUAAACAAGUCUCGUCGGAUUAGAUCACAGUUAAGUACAGAUCUGGAAAUUCCAGUGGAGAGAUAAGGACUUGAGAUAAUCUUACGCAUCAGAAAAUGUUUCUGAAAUGCUUGCUUUAUGUUUUUGACAUUUUUGGUAUAAGAGUGUCCAGACUGGUAACUUUGGUUUAGAUUAGUAUAUGUAUGUGACCCUAACUAUGGCUACAUUAAAUUCUACGGAUAAUAUCAAAUAUAUUUAUCAAUUGCCAUUUUUUGCACGAUCGGAGAUUUGUAAAAUACUUAAUCAAAAUGAUAAAUGGGAAGAACUUGCUGGAACAUGGAUGAAAUAUGAUGUAUUGACAAUACAGAGUUUGCGAAAAGAAAAAAAUCCAACGGAUGAAUUACUAACAAUGUGGGGUCACUAUAAUCAUACAAUAUUGGAAUUGUUUGUGCUGUUAUCUAGAAUGCAGCAUUAUCAAUCUAUGGUACCAUUGAAAUCAUUUGUCGAAGAGAAAUUUCAUAAAUUACUUUAUAAUGGAGAAGGAAAUCUCCAUAGAAUACUUGGGAAACGCUUGAAUAAAAACACAAAAGAUUUAAAGAUUGGAACACAGAAUUUUAAUCAAAUUGCACCACCAGAACCAAAUAUGCCGAAGAUUAUUGUAGAGAAAAAUACUAGGGAGGAAUCCCAUAAAAUUUUAAAUCGACCUAUGCAAGCCAUGCAUGUUGGAGUUGUUCCAAGUAAUUCUAACAACUUACUUGUUGCUUCUCUAGCAGCAGCAAAUCCUGCAUUAGGUUCUUUACAACGUACUCCAACUAGCGGAAGAAAAGAUAAUGAUGCUAUCAUUUUCUCAGCAGAAGCAGCUAUACCCCAUGUUCCUUAUAGUGAACUAAGUAUAGCUACCAAUGAAUGGAACUUAUAUAAUAUAUUAGGGAGAGGUGGCUUUGGGACUGUGUAUAGAGGCACAUGGAAAAAUACAGCUGUAGCUAUUAAGAAAAUAGAAAAAAGAGGGACAGAUUCUGAUGAAAGUCAUCUACUUCAACUUCAACAGUCCUUUAGAGAAAUUAAAAUUUUAAAUUCUUGUAGGCAUGAAAAUAUAUUACCACUAUAUGCUUAUAGUUUAGAUGGCAAACUACCUUGUAUUGUUUAUCAGCUUAUGAAAAAUGGAUCUUUAGAAGACCGGUUAUUGUUAAAACAGAAAAGUCAGCCAUUAUCUUGGAUCCAACGUCAUGAAAUAGCUAAAGGAGCUGCAUGUGGUUUACAAUAUUUGCACACAGUUGGAGAAAAGCCCUUGAUACAUGGUGAUAUAAAGAGUGCUAAUAUUUUGCUUGAUAAAAAUUUAGAACCUAGAAUUGGUGAUUUUGGUUUAGCAAGAGAAGGUCCUGAAAGAGAUUCUAUGGAAGUAAGCAAAAUUCACGGCACUAGACCAUAUCUCCCAGAAGAAUUUUUACAUGGACGAAAAUUAUCUACGAAAGUCGAUACAUACAGCUAUGGUAUAGUUUUGUUUGAACUAGCUACUGGUUUACCAGCUUAUGAUAAAUCUAGGUUGGGCAAUAGGUUUCUAAAAGAUUUUAUUGACAAUUGGGAAGACAAAGAUCUUCCUUUGCUAAUAGAUAAAAAAGCAGGUGAGAAAGAUAAACAGGUUUACAACAACCUAAUGAUUUUGGGAAAGUGGUGUACUAAUCGUAUGGCACAAAAUAGACCUGAAAUGGAUUAUGUAUUCAAGAAACUAAAUGAUUUAUAAUUUGAUCACGCUUUUAUUUUUUAUUUAAAUUGUAUGAGAAUUUUAUAUGUUUCUAUGUGAAUAUCUCGUAAAUUGUAUAUAUUUAAUAUUAUAGUUUAGAAAUUGGCAAUAUAUAAUGUUUAUGAUAUGUAACUUUCUCAUAGAAUUGUAGUAUAUAAUUUAUGAUUUUGUUACAAUAUAAACAUGUGUAUGUAACAAAUUAUUACCAAUUCCUAAGGAAUAUUUGUAAUUGUAUGCUGUGUAAUACUUUUGUUAUAAU